UCGGAAAAUUUUUGGCCAAUUUUUUUCCAUGCACAGCUGUUCGGCAAUUUUUUGAACUUUGACGAUUCUAUUGAUUUCUAAAAAAUGAUGUCUACAUUAUUUAGACGCAAUUUUUGUAACCAAAUUAAAUACGCUUUAUCAGUUCAAGCAGUACGACCAUUGAUAUUAUCAAAUCUUCGUAACAGUCAGAAUGUUGUCAGGCAUUAUUUUAUUCCGAAAUCGUCUAUUCAUUUCAAAUCGAUAAAACAUUCUUUACGAAAAUUUUCGACUGUCCCAGAAUCUAAUGUAACUCUACUGAGGCGAAAUCGUAUCAUUGGAUUCUGGCUAUUAUCGUGUGCAGGUUUGACAUUCGCUACGAUAUGCAUCGGUGGCAUUACUCGAUUGACUGAAUCAGGGUUGUCCAUGGUCGAUUGGCAUCCAUUCAAAGAGGUACCGCCAUUCAAUACUGAUCAAUGGGAACAAGAAUUUGAAAAAUAUAAACAAUAUCCAGAAUUCAAAAUCAAAAACAAAGAAAUCACAUUGGAUCAAUUUAAACAAAUCUGGUAUAUGGAAUAUAUUCAUCGUAUGUUAGGCCGUACGAUCGGUGCUAUAUAUUUCAUACCUGCAGCAUUGUUUUGGUCACGUAAUUGGUUGAAUAAAUCUACAAAAAUUCGCGUAGGAAUAUUUGGUUCGCUCCUAGCUGCUCAAGGAUUACUUGGAUGGUAUAUGGUCAAAAGUGGUCUUGAAGAGAAGGAAGUAUAUACACAUGAACCUCGUGUUAGUCAAUAUCGUUUAGCCGCUCAUUUGGGUACCGCUAUGGUAUUCUAUACUCUCAUUUUCUAUAAUGGUCUUGUCAAUAUUUGGCCUGAUAGUCUGAUCAAAGGAACUCCUAUCGUUACCAAGCAAUUGAUUCUAUUUAAACGAUUAGCUGCAGGAUCCAAAUUGUUCAUAUUUGCCACAGCAUUAUCCGGUGCAUUCGUAGCUGGUUUGGAUGCUGGAUUAGUUUAUAAUUCAUGGCCAAAGAUGGCUGAUCGUUGGAUUCCAACAGAUAUGUUCCGUCAACAGCCAUUAUGGAAAAAUUUUUUUGAAAAUCCAACUUGUGUUCAAUUUAUACAUCGACAUCUUGGUGAAUUAACAGCCAUUUUUGUCCUGAGUGUUUGGGCAUAUUCAUUGAAGCUUAAGCUACCAACAAAAGCACGAAUGGCAUCGAAUCUAUUAGCCUUAGCCAUCAUAACCCAAGCGACACUUGGCGUAACUGCAUUAUUGAAAUACGUACCAAUCGAAAUCGCUUCAGCUCAUCAGGCCAAUGCGAUGCUUACAUUAUCGAUAGCAUUAUGGUUAUCGAAAGAACUACGGUGGAUAAAGAAAUUACCAAAAUAAUAACAAAAGCAAAUGACAUUGUCAAUAAU
Molecule: messenger RNA, 1388 nt
Organism: Dermatophagoides pteronyssinus (European house dust mite)
Lineage: Eukaryota; Metazoa; Arthropoda; Arachnida; Sarcoptiformes; Pyroglyphidae
Product: heme A synthase COX15
Biological process (GO): heme A biosynthetic process
Cellular component (GO): mitochondrial inner membrane
Molecular function (GO): oxidoreductase activity, acting on NAD(P)H, heme protein as acceptor
Source: RefSeq, a predicted model, not a curated record